CCCGCGGGCCGACCCGCGCGCCGGCCCCGCGUUUCCAAGGCGACCCGGCGGGAGCGGCGGGAGGCGCGCGCGGGAUCGCGCGCGGGCGGUCCCCGGGUCCCUCCCCGCGCGGGGCGCGCGCCGGGCGCGGGUGCCGCGGGUGCCGCGGGCAGCAGGAGGGUUGCAGUGAGUCCUGUGCAGAGCUGGGUCCCCGUCUCUCCUUGCGGGCGUCUCGGUGCUGCUGUCCCAGCCCGGUGAGCUCCUCGUGUCAUGGUAGCGAUCCCUGGCUCCGGCUGGACUCUGCUCCCUGCAGAGGAGCUGCUGCCUCCUGCCAGCGGCUCCUUCAGGCCCGGGGCACAUUAUCUGGAAAAUGUGAAAAUGCAUUGGCUACAUUUUGCAUUUUUGUAAAAUUACACAAUAUGAAAUAAAGCCUUGGAAAUGGCUCUACAAAAGAUAGACCUAAUCUUGCAAGGCUAGAACUUUAAUGCAGAGCAGCUGGAAAUAGUUAAAUAUUGGAACCACUGCUGAUUUGGUUGCAUCCUCCAACAUGACCAAUCCUCAGCCUACAAUUGAAGGCAGUGUUUCGGAAGUUGAGAUAAUUUCCCAACAAGUGGAAGAAGAGACCAAAAGCAUUGCUCCUGUGCAGCUUGUUAAUUUUGCUUAUCGAGAUCUACCUUUAGCUGCACUUGAUCUGUCUGUGGCUGGGUCCCAGCUUUUGCCAAAUUUGGAUGAGGAGUACCAAAGAGAAGGAUCUAACUGGCUAAAACCGUGCUGUGGGAGACGAGCAGCUGUGUGGCAGGUAUUUUUGCUCAGUGCAAGUCUCAACAGUUUCCUGGUAGCCUGUGUAGUAUUGGUGGUGAUUCUUCUGACUCUGGAACUCCUAAUAGAUAUAAAGCUUCUCCAGUUUUCAAGUGCUUCCCAGUUUGCAGGAGUAAUUCACUGGAUCAGCCUAGUCAUCCUCUCUGUUUUCUUUUCAGAGACAAUUUUGAGGAUUGUGGUCCUUGGCAUAUGGGAUUACAUUGAAAACAAAAUAGAGGUGUUUGAUGGUGCUAUCAUAAUCUUGUCCUUGGCACCAAUGGUGGCCUCAACAGUGGCUAAUGGCCCCAGCAGCCCGUGGGAUGCCAUCAGCCUUAUCAUCACUCUGCGCAUCUGGAGGGUGAAGAGGAUCAUUGAUGCAUAUGUCCUUCCAGUGAAAGUGGAGAUGGAGAUGAUGAUUCAGCAAUAUGAGAAGGCAAAAGUUAUUCAAGAUGAGCAGCUGGAAAGACUAACCCAGAUCUGCCAGGAACAAGGGUUUGAAAUCAGGCAGCUGAGGGCCCACCUUGCUCAGCAGGAUUUGGACCUAGCUGCAGAGAGAGAGGCUGCCCUGCAGGUCCCACACGUGCUGAACAAACAGAGCAGCAAGAGGUACAAGGUGGUGGCCACUGAAGACUCCGACGACGAAGCCACCGAGAGCAUCUCUGAGCUGCGACCUGCACGAGAGGAUGACAUGAAUAACUACAUCAGCCGAUACUACAACGAGCCCAGCAGUGACAGCGGAGUGCCCGAGGCCGCCCUCUGCGUGGUGACCACGGCCGCCAUCGACGUGCACCGGCCCAACGCCUCCUCGGAGCUGUUCACGGUGGAGGUGCCGCUGCGCCUGGGCAGCGCGGGCACCUCGGCCAGCCUCACGUCGGGCAGCGCCUCGCGCUCCACGGUCAGCUCGGGCCCGCGGGGCUGCAGCGAGAGCAGCCAGACGCUGGGCUCGUCCCCGGACUGCAGCGCGGCCUGCGAGGAGCCGCGGCCCGAGGCCGUGCCCGCCCGGCAGCGCGCGGCCCAGGCCGCCGUGCAGGAGCUGCUCUCGUCCCUGUCGGAAGAGGCGCGCCUGGCGCAGAAGGGGCUGGAUCCCGUCAACCUGAAGCUGCCCAGCCCGGCCGGCUCGGUGGGGGCCAGCCCCGACCUGGGCCACCGGCUCAGCGUCUACAACCGCAGGAACCAGGAGAGUCUGGAUGUCUUCCAGCUCAAGCCGCUCCUCGACUGCCCCCAGGGUGCCCCCACGAUUGAGGAGAAGUACGGGGCGCUGGGGCCCCCAGAGCCACGGCUGGGCAGGGUUCCUGAGGCAUAGGCUCGGGGGGCUCCUGUGGGGACGCGCUCACCACGCUGGCCCACAGGCUGCCACAGCUGGGGCGGCGGUGCUGAACACAACCUGCGGCCUGGGCACGGCCAGCAUCGCCUCUGCUCCCCAGCGUCGGCGGCAUGCGACCCUCCUGCCCUGCCACCAGCUCUGGCCAGCUGGGACCUACAGGGGCCACCUGGGAACAAUGGACCUUCCAGCAGCCCUAGGGCAGUAUGGACCCACGGGGCCUGGAGGGACAAACAGACUGUGCCGGGCACACCAUGGAACUUCCAUCAGUCCAGGGCCAGCACAGCGCUGGGGCAGGACGGAGCUGCUGGACAGCUUGGGCCCAGCCUGACCCUGCCCAGGGGCUGAGCGUGACUGGGAGGGGUGUGGAGAUGGGAAUAAACACUGACAAACACAGCCA
Molecule: messenger RNA, 2498 nt
Organism: Passer domesticus (house sparrow)
Lineage: Eukaryota; Metazoa; Chordata; Aves; Passeriformes; Passeridae
Gene: TMEM266
Product: transmembrane protein 266
Exons: 13
Coding region: 527-2080 (517 amino acids)
Biological process (GO): transmembrane transport; monoatomic ion transport
Cellular component (GO): plasma membrane; dendrite
Molecular function (GO): monoatomic ion channel activity; voltage-gated channel activity
Source: RefSeq, a predicted model, not a curated record